Messenger RNA from Lactuca virosa, 1809 nucleotides. The record is from the annotation of a GenBank genome assembly. NCBI's taxonomy places the organism in Eukaryota, Viridiplantae, Streptophyta, Magnoliopsida, Asterales, Asteraceae.
AUGUGCGACUUUGUGUCGGCUUGCCAGGCUGAAAAGCAAGAGAGAGAGAAAGAAGGGCUGACGGUGCCGUCUGCGGUGGUGGCAUUGUCCGGAAAAAUGGCGGAUCGCUUAAUGCUUGCUUCUGUUUUCGUUUCCUUUGUCGGAGUUAUACUCUUCUACGUUUCUUAUCUUAUUAAAAAUGGACGUCCACACAAAUCUGCAUCGAUCACAACAAAAUCAACCUCUAUCACCACAGAAUGCAGAUCUGGAGACGAGACCGAUGUUAUUAUCGUCGGCGCCGGUGUUGCUGGUGCUGCUCUCGCUCUUACUCUCGCCAAGGAUGGACGCCGUGUACAUGUGAUUGAAAGAGACCUAACAGAGCCUGAUCGAAUUGUUGGUGAGCUGCUACAACCAGGUGGUUAUCUCAAACUAAUGGAACUGGGACUAGAAGAUUGUGUGGAAAAUAUUGAUGCUCAAAGGGUGUUUGGAUAUGCUCUUUUCAAGGAUGGGAAGAACACUCGACUCUCUUAUCCAUUGGAGAAGUUUCAUGCAGAUGUUGCUGGCAGAAGCUUUCACAAUGGUCGUUUCAUACAGAGAAUGCGGGAAAAAGCUUCAUCACUUCCCACUAUUCGUUUGGAGCAAGGAACAGUCGUAUCUCUUCUUGAAGAAGAAGGUACCAUUAAAGGCGCUCUUUACAAGACUAAAAGUGGGAAAGAAAUGAAAGCAUAUGCACCAUUAACCAUUGUAUGUGAUGGAUGCUUUUCUAAUUUGAGGCGCUCUCUUUGCAAUCCUCAGGUGGAUGUGCCUUCUUGUUUUGUUGGUUUAGUCUUGGAAAACUGCCAACUACCAUAUGAAAACCAUGGACAUGUAGUUUUAGCAGAUCCAUCACCUAUCUUGUUCUACCGGAUUAGUAGUACAGAAAUCCGUUGUCUAGUUGAUGUUCCAGGUCAAAAAGUGCCCUCAAUUUCAAAUGGUGAUUUGUCAAAGUAUCUAAAGAAUGUUGUUGCUCCUCAGAUCCCUGAGGAGUUGAAAGAUGGUUUCAUAGCAGCAGUUGAGAAAGGAAACAUAAGGACAAUGCCAAACAGAAGCAUGCCAGCUGCUCCUCAGCCAACUCCAGGUGCUUUGUUAAUGGGGGAUGCUUUCAACAUGCGUCAUCCUCUCACUGGUGGUGGAAUGACUGUGGCAUUGUCUGAUAUUGUUGUCUUGAGAGACCUCCUUAGACCUCUUCGUGACCUCCAUGAUUCAUAUACUCUCUGCAAAUAUCUCGAGUCCUUUUAUACCCUCCGAAAGCCUGUGGCAUCCACCAUCAAUACAUUAGCAGGAGCACUAUACAAAGUCUUUUGUGCUUCACCUGAUAAAGCAAGACAAGAGAUGCGAGAAGCAUGUUUUGACUAUUUAAGCCUUGGAGGUGUAUUCUCAAAUGGGCCUGUAGCUUUGCUAUCGGGCCUAAACCCUAGGCCCAUGAGUCUAGUCAUACACUUCUUUGCAGUUGCAGUAUAUGGUGUUGGCCGUUUGUUGCUUCCUUUUCCUUCCCUUAAACGGAUGUGGAUUGGCGCCAGAUUGAUUUCGGGUGCCUCUGGAAUCAUAUUUCCGAUCAUAAAGGCGGAAGGAGUUAGACAAAUGUUCUUCCCUGCAACAGUGGCUGCAUAUUACAGAGCUCCUCCUCCACAAUGAGAGGUAGUAUUCUAUAAUCAGUGAUUGUAGUGUGAGUUUCAAGUUUUCAAUUUUUCUUUGAUAUUUGUUCUUUUUUCUUUUUUUCGAUUUUGUUCAAACUCAAAACAUGUACAGUUUAGUUUUGUAUGUUUAGGAGCGGGAAUAUAAAUGAACAUU